CCAUGUUAACCUCUCCAUAAAUGUUAACCAUUAAAAACAAAAACCUGAAAAAGGUGAAGGAUUAAGUCAUGGGUUAUUUGGAAGAAGAAAGUUCCAAAAAGAGACAGGAAGUAUAAAGGCCCUGAGGCAGAAGCCUACCUGGCAUAUUAAAACAAACCAGCCAACCACCAAGGAACCUCUUGUGGCUGAGCAGAGAGUGGAGUGUGGGAGGAGAUGGUUCCAAGAGGUAAUGGCCACAGAGGGGGACAGUGUAGCUUUACAGGCUAUUGUAAGGGCUUUGGCUUUUACUGAAUGAGAGGGAAGCCACUGGAAAAUUUUGACCAGAGAGAGAUAACAUCUGACCUACAUUCUCAAAUGACUGUUCCAGCUGCUGCGCUGCAGAUGGGCUGAAGGAGGACAAGGUCAAACACAGAGCACCAUUCAGGAGGCUAUUCCAACAAUCCAGUCAAGAGGUGACUUCGGGAUGUAGCCUGCCCCUCCCGGCAUUCCGAAGGCGACCUCGAGGACCCCGCCUGCAGAAUAAGGUCCAGCUGGGAGGAAACUUGCUUGCUUCGCCCCUCCUUGUGCAAAUGACUCGAGCUUAUUCCCAUGGCAUUCUGGUAUGCCAGGAACCAAGAAUAAAAUGAUCAAAGGCUGUAAAGCUGACAUAAAAUAGGAAGCUCGUCAGACAAGAAAAGUCCUACUGGGGAAGGCAAAGGAUGGAAAAUAAGGCGAAGCAUUGUUUUAUUAUAGCAGCAGGCCUUUGAAAUUUAACUAAAAAAAAAAAAAAAAUGACUGCUCUUACCUCAGAGAACUGCUCUUUUCAGUACCAGCUACAUCAAACAAAUCAUCUCCUUGAUGGUAACUGUCUUUUAUUCGUGAUUAUACUUGGGAAAAUAUUAUUAAAUAUCCUCACACUAGGAAUGAGAAGAAAAAACACCCAUCAAAAUUUUAUGGACUAUUUUUGCAUUUCACUAGCAUUCAUUGAUCUUUUACUUUUGGUAAACAUCUCCAUUAUAUCUUAUUUCAGGGAUUUUGUGCUUUUAGGUGUUAGGUUUACUAAAUACCACAUCUGCCUAUUUACUCAAAUUAUUUCUUUUACUUAUGGCUUUCUGCAUUAUCCAGUUUUCCUGACAGCUUCUAUAGAUUAUUACCUGAAUUUCUCUAAAACCACCAGGCUUCCCUUUAAGUGUCAAAAAUUAUUUUAUUUCUUUACAGUUAUUUUAAUUUGGGUUUCAGUCUUUGCUUAUGUUUUAGGAGAUCCAGCUAUCUACCAAAGCCUGAAGGUACAGAAUGCUUAUUCUUAUCAAUGUCCUUUCUACAUUAGCAUUCAGAGUUACUGGCUGUCAUUUUCCAUGGUGAUAAUUUUAUUUAUGGCUUUUAUAACCUCUUGGUCAGAAGUUACUACCUUGGUACAGGCUAUUAGGAUAACUUCCUACAUGAAUGAGACUAUCCUGUAUUUUCCCUUUUCAUCCCACCCAAGUUAUACUAUAAGCUCUAAAAAAACACUCUUGCCCAAGUUCAUUAUCUGUUUUCUUGGUACCUGGUUACCAUUUGUACUACUACAGGUAAUUAUCCUUUUAUUUAAAGUACAGAUUCCAGCAUACAUCGAGAUGAACAUUCCGUGGUUGUACUUUGUCAAUAGUUUCCUCAUUGCUACAGUUUAUUGGUUUAAUUGUCACAAACUUAAUUUUAGAGACAUGGCAUUGCCUGUAGAUCCAUUUGUCAACUGGAAAUGCUGCUUCAUUCCACUUACAAUUCAUAAUCUUGAGCAAAUUGAAAAGCCUAUAUCAAUAACUGUUGAUAUGGUGCCAUGUUAAUACUAAAACUUAACAGCUAUAAGAAGCAGAAUUUUACAAAUGGUAAAGAAUGAUGACUUGGACAUAUAAAGAAUGAACUAAACUUAAGCUUCCCUACUCUGCCCCACCCCCAAACUUUCAUACGUUUUCACAGUGUGUCAUUUGGGGGCUAUGAUAUUUAUUAGGUUGGUUGGUUGGUUUUAAACAAAACACUUCCAACAAAAAAAUUUUAUACCUGUUGGCCAUACUGAUGUUUGUGUUAUCCAAAAAACUGUUAUGUAAAUCUGAGAUUCACUGUCAACAUUUCAGAUACAAGCUUAAACAUUUUUAUUAAACUCAGGGCAAGAAAGUCAGGAUCAUAUUCUUUAACAUUAGGGGAAAGAUUAGUUCUAUUUAAAUUUAGCUAAUUAAAAAAUAUAUAUUUCUGUUCUUAAUGCAAAUAUUCCAAAAGAAAAGUUUUGUUGCUUACCUUUCAGUAGUGACUAGGUCUCUUCCAUGACAUACCAGAUUCAUUUCCAGUUGUAACACACCUGGCACAUAUUUACAUAAUCACACAGGCAACGUAUCACAGUGUGAACGUACAGUUUCUUAUCCUGAGCACUACUGACAUUUAGGUUGGAUAAUACUUUGCUGUGGGGACUGCUGCCCUGUGUGUUGUAGCAUGUUGAGCAGCAUCUCUGCCCUCUGGCCACUAGAUGCCAGUAGAACUUCCUUCCCCAGUCAUUACAAUCAAAAUGUUUCCAGGGGAGGGUACAGCUCAGUGGUAGAGUGCAUGCUUAGCAUGCAUGAGGUCCUGUAUUCAAUUCUCAUUUAAAAAAAAAAAAAAAAAAGUUUCCAGAAAUUCCCGUAUUUCCCUUGGUGGGCAAAAUUGUCCUCGGUUGAGAACAACUGGAGUGAAGCAGUAUGAAUGACAGAAUCAUCUGAAAUCACUGAGUUAAACUACAUAGAUGUUUAAUUUGUCAAAGUCCAAGCCUGCUGUACUUCUCUGUGUUACUUUCCUUCUGAAUGUAUUGCUUUCUAAUUGGCCACACAUGGAACUCAGGGAUUAAAAAUAUAUUUUACUUAAUUAGUAAAGACUUAUACUCUGCAAGAUUUUAAAUCCAGAAAAUUUAUUUCAAGCCCUUCCUUAAGCUGUUUGUUUAGUUAGAUUCCCCAUGCCUCGUAAAGAAAAAAAGAAAUUAUUCAAUAGACCAGCCAAAUGGAAGAAGCUUUUAUUUGUAAAGAAAUGAACUUACAACUGGUCUACAAUAUAUUAUUGCAAUAUAAACAAUAUAAAUAAAUGAUCCUGUAGGCCCACUAACCUUCCAUCCAGACCCACAUGAAGCAAUGUUACAACAAUAUUCUAUGUGAAAAUGUGCAGGUAACAAAGGUGCAAUUACAAGCAAGUUUAAGCAGCAGAGUAUAAGGUGCUUUACUUUAACAGUUAAUGUUGCCAUCAACAAACAUUUGAAUGUUCAAUUUUACUUCACUGAAUACAGACACAACAAAUAUGAAAAUCUAAAAUUCAUACACAUGCUACUUGUUAAUAUGAAAGUGCUUUCUUUUUUAAAAAAAUACACCAAAUGGACAAUCUUUUUACAUAGAUCAUGGUGUGCUCUUAUAAUGCAAAAAUUAACUUCAUUUUCAGGUUAUACAUUUUAAAACAGUAGCUACAGACACCAAUCUAGUAAUGCUAAUGCUAAGAGUGCUAAAACUAUCUCAUUUCCCAUAAGGAGGACUCUAGUACAAUAUCCAACAUAAAGAAUACAUCUAUAUAUAAUCUUAACAUUUGUUUUUUGUAAAGAUAAAAAAUGUUUUCUUUCCCCUUGGUGAUGCUUUGUUCAUCCUGGGUGGAUCAGUGUUUGAGGUUUUAAUAAUAUGAAAGUCCUAUUUAGGACAAUGGGAGGAACCAAAAGGAGGAAUUAAAAAAAAAAAAACCAGUUAACAUUUGCUUAAAGCAACAAAACUAAAUUUUUUUUAAAGUUUAUCACAAUUUGCUUUUGUUAACAAAAAAAAAAAAAAGUUUUCAACGCAAGACGACAAAAAGCACUAAUGCAACAAAGAGGCCUGAAAUGCCUGAUGUCAGUGUGAGUAUCCAUCCUGCACACUGCUGUCCACAACUCCAACCUUCACAAACUCACCCCUUACUCUGAGGAUAGUUUUUGGAGCUUGUUUUUUUUUUUUUUUUCCUAUGGGAAUAACAAAAACACCACGCUUUUGAAUGAGACGGGAAUCUAGUUAAAUGUGUUGGAUAUUAGAUGUCCAAAAUUAUACUAUCUAUGCACACUCCCACUGAUUUUUUUAAACUUUAAGAAUACACAUACAAAAGGUAUGUAAUAGAUAUUUUAACAGCAUAAAAUAUUUGAAAAACUAGGUAAAUUAAAAUAUUUUAAAAGUAUUAGCCAGUACCAUGGAAAAAUUUUUUUAAACCCAGACUAUCUGGUUACUUGUAUGUUAGUGUUUCUCUUUACAGUUUAUUAUAGAUUCUAAUCUAACACUUUCCUGCUUUAAAAAGCUGUCACUGUGAUGCAUAAAAGAUCUUUUUAAUAUAUUUUCAUUUUGUGUCUUUAUGGAGAAUGUUAGUAUCAAGUGGAUGUUAAUAUAUAAAGUUGUGUCAAUAGGAAUUACAGUGUAAUUCAUAGAAUCCCUGGGCAGCCAGGGAGCUUCUACCCAAUCAAUUCUCCCGUUCUGUUUACUCCCCAAAACUUGUCAGUUUCAAGCUCCAAGCAUGGAACUAUUUUGUUUACCAGUUCUGCAUGUUAAAGGAAACCCUUUAACUAUGUAAUACGUGUGUGCUUUCUAAAAAGUGUAUUAUUUGUAAUACUACUAAAAUUUUAUGUAAUCUUUCUUGCUUUGAAAAGAAACAAACAAUAAAAACCAAACCUGUUCAGUGA
Camelus dromedarius (Arabian camel) is the source of this 4651-nucleotide messenger RNA. RefSeq names its product G protein-coupled receptor 160 (gene GPR160). NCBI's taxonomy places the organism in Eukaryota, Metazoa, Chordata, Mammalia, Artiodactyla, Camelidae. The record is from RefSeq and is a predicted model, not a curated record. The coding region runs from base 771 to 1799 and encodes 342 amino acids. Gene Ontology annotation, cellular component: signaling receptor complex; plasma membrane. The transcript has 4 exons.